Aphanomyces astaci is the source of this 797-nucleotide messenger RNA. RefSeq names its product GTP-binding nuclear protein Ran. NCBI's taxonomy places the organism in Eukaryota, Oomycota, Saprolegniomycetes, Saprolegniales, Verrucalvaceae. Gene Ontology annotation, molecular function: GTPase activity; GTP binding. Gene Ontology annotation, biological process: protein import into nucleus; ribosomal subunit export from nucleus. Bases 77 to 718 code for a protein of 213 amino acids. The transcript has a single exon. The record is from RefSeq and is a predicted model, not a curated record. Gene Ontology annotation, cellular component: cytoplasm; nucleus.
GCGGACGAGGCAAGGGUUACGUGGUUGGCUCGAGCCCCCACGAUGAUCAUUUUCGUUUCUGCAGUCGCAAGUCAAGAUGGCCGCGCAAAUGCCCGAAUUCAAGCUCAUCCUCGUCGGCGACGGCGGGGUCGGCAAGACCACCUUUGUCAAGCGCCACUUGACCGGCGAGUUCGAGAAGAAGUACGUCGCGACCUUGGGUGUGGAAGUGCAUCCGUUGAAGUUCGAGACCAACUUCGGCCCGAUCAAGUUCAACUGCUGGGACACGGCCGGCCAAGAAAAGUUUGGCGGCUUGCGCGACGGGUACUACAUCCAAGGGCAAUGCGCGAUCAUCAUGUUCGACGUGACGUCGCGCAUCUCGUACAAGAACGUGCCCAACUGGCAUCGCGACUUGUUCCGCGUGUGCGAGAACAUCCCCAUCGUGUUGUGCGGCAACAAGGUCGAAGUCAAGGAUCGCAAGGUCAAGGCCAAGCAAAUCACGUUCCACCGCAAGAAGAACCUCCAGUACUUCGACAUUUCCGCCAAGUCCAACUACCAGUUUGAAAAGCCCUUCUUGUGGUUGGCGCGCAAGUUGGUCGGCGACAACAACUUGACGUUUGUCGAAGCUGCCGCCAUUGCCCCGCCCGAGGUGAUCAUGGACGAAGCCCACAAGCGCGCCAUGGAACACGAAUUGGCUGCCGCCAUCGAUGCUCCCAUCCCAGAUGAAGACGACGACAUUUAAGCACUCGCGCAAGUCUGACUUAGGGGUUAAGGAAUACUAUAUAUUGUAUGGCAUCGUCGAUGCGUCUACAACGAUCAAA